AUGGCGCAUAGUGGUGGUGUGUUGAGUUCGGAUAUAUCUCGAAGGAACCCUCAAGAUGAAUAUGAACUCGUGCAAAGGAUCGGUUCGGGCACUUACGGAGAUGUGUACAAGGCAAAACGUCUCAACGGUAAUGGUGAACUUGCUGCCAUCAAGGUGAUCAAGCUGGAGCCGGGUGAUGACUUUGCGAUCAUACAACAGGAGAUACUGAUGAUGAAAGAUUGUCGACACCCAAACAUCGUAGCGUAUUAUGGCUCGUAUCUCAGAAGGGACAAAUUGUGGAUAUCCAUGGAGUACUGUGGUGGUGGAAGUUUGCAGGACAUUUAUCACGUAACGGGGCCGUUGACGGAGGUGCAAAUAGCUUACAUGUGUCGGGAAACUUUAAUGGGUCUGUCGUACUUACACAGUAUGGGUAAGAUGCAUAGAGAUAUAAAGGGUGCAAAUAUCCUGCUAACGGAAUGUGGCGAUGUGAAAUUGGCUGAUUUUGGUGUGUCAGCGCAAAUAACAGCUACUAUUAAUAAGAGGAAAAGUUUUAUUGGGACUCCUUAUUGGAUGGCGCCGGAGGUAGCUGCAGUUGAAAGGAAGGGCGGUUACAACCAAUUAUGUGAUAUAUGGGCUUGUGGGAUUACGGCUAUCGAAUUGGCUGAAUUACAACCGCCAAUGUUCGAGCUCCAUCCGAUGAGAGUGUUAUUUCUAAUGUCCAAGUCCGGAUUCAAACCCCCUCAACUGAAGGAGAGGGAACGCUGGUCGCAACUUUUCCAUGCAUUUCUAAAAUUAGCUCUAACUAAAAACCCUAAGAAAAGACCUACCGCUGAGAAAUUGUUACAACAUGCAUUCUUCCAACAAGACAUGAGUAAACGGCUCGCGAUAGAGCUCUUACAGAAGUAUUCGAACCCGCCCAGCCACUGUAACAGCCAGGAGUUGGAUGAUGAUGGCGCGCUAUCGAACGUGCCGCAGCGCAUCGCGUCGCGUCAGACGCGCGGGCGCCGGGACGCGCGCCCGCGCUCGCUGCUGGGACCGCACACGCGUCUGGAACAUUCUCUAAGAUUAACACCAGACGAGCAGAGAGAGGCAAAUCGACGUUCAGGAGUGUAUGAUGACUCACCUAUCAUAGAUUUGGAUGCUGAGGAUGACCUUGGCUUGUCUAUGCCCAAAGUGAUUAACUUCAGUGCUGAAGUCAAUAGAUGUGAUGGUGACACAGUUAAGAGGAAUGCAUACCACAGACAAUCAAGCGAAGAUUGGAGCGUAGCAUCACUAAUGACUUGUCCGAAACACAAUCCUUUAACUCAAGAACUAUCUACAGACAGUAUGCCCACUAGUGAAAACAAGUGGUGUCGGGUCGUCACUGGUGACGAUAUAUUAAGAAUGAGUUUGAGGAGCCUCUUGCAAUAUAUUGACGAAGAAUUAAUGCUAAGGGCAACACUACCUCUAACGGCUGAAACGGCGAAUAUGUCCCAAGGAACCAACUCUGGUCUAUCGAUCCACGAUCAACAUCUGUCACAAUGUAUACAAUUAAAGCAGAACUUCUUAAAUAAUUCAACAACAAACGUCUAUCAGAGCUUAGCCUCUAACUUCCAAUCGCCUGUAGGGGCAUCGUCCAUUUCCAUAGACAAUCCGUUGUCCAGAAAAGAGGAUAUGUUAUACGCGGACCAACAGGAAACGGAAGUGACAGAUUCACAAUUGAGAAAUUCAAAUUGCGAAUGUGGUUUAUGUCCGAAACCAGAGACAAAAGAGAACAACACACUAAGUGAUCUACAAAGAUCAGUAGCAAAGUGCUCCUGCGGCGCGUGCAAUUCCAAUGGCGAUAUACUAAGCUAUUACAGGCACUGUUCGAACCAGAAUUCCGAUUCGGGCAUAGUUUAUUGCGAUACGUGUAAAAAACAAAAGAUAUCUCUAUCGAAUUUCCGAGCAUUACAAAUUGCGAACAGAUUGAGGAUAUCCGAUUCAGACAAAAUUGAAAAUGGUGGUGUAUCAGAUGACGAUUUGUGUAGGAGAAUAGAUAUGAGCUUAAAUAUGGAUGAAAAGAGCUACGAACAUAGAAAAAGGCAUAAUAGACAUAAUUCUGAUUCAGUUACGGCGGGUAUCGAUUUGAGUCAGUUUUGUCAGUGUGAGUUAGAGAGUACUAGUAAGAGAAAAACGUCGUCGGUGGACGAAAUUUUCAAAAUGGUGGACGAAAAUGGACGAGAUGGUCAAAAGGAGUUGGUGGAUGAGGAAUUGAAAACGAGUCAAAGACAACGAAGUUUGUCGGACAGUCAGCGGGAUAAGGCCAAGGUUGAGACUGAUGUGGCAAGCACCCCUCCAGUACCCCCAAGAAGGGCGCGCGCGCGGCGCACGCGCACGCCCCCGCGCCCUGCGCCCAACGGCUUGCCGCCCACACCUAAAGUACACAUGGGAGCUUGCUUUUCUAAGGUAUUCAACGGUUGUCCGCUAAGGAUAAACUGUACUGCGUCCUGGAUCCACCCGGAUACCCGCGAUCAGCAUAUCCUUAUAGGCGCAGAAGAAGGUAUUUACACAUUAAACUUGAACGAGUUACACGAAACAGCCAUGGACCAACUUUGUCCGCGGCGGACGAUAUGGAUGCACGUCAUCAAAGAUGUUCUAAUGUCGUUAUCUGGUAAAACUCCCUCUCUAUACCGCCAUGAGCUAUUGGCAUUAUCUGGGUCCGGGCGCGGCGGGCGCGGCGGUGCGCGCUCGCUGCGAGUGCUCCCGCCGCGCCUACUGCCACGCCGGUUUGCACCCACCACGCGCGUGCCCGAUACUAGAGGAUGCAUGCGCUGCGCCGUGGCCCGUAACCCGUACAAUGGGUACAAGUAUUUGUGUGGCGCGACGCCCGCCGGCCUCUUCCUCAUGCAGUGGUACGACCCGCUCAGGAAGUUCAUGCUGUUGAAGAACAUAGAGUGCGUGCUGCCGUCACCACUGCUGGCUUUCGAGCUUAUCAUCACGCCGGAGCUGGAGUACCCGCUGCUGUGCGUGGGCGUCACGCGGAAACCGUUGCGGUUAAACCUCAUCAAUAUUAAUUCAGGUGCCACUUGGUUCCACUCUGACGAGCUGGACCUAUGCCCGGGCGGUUCCAACACUGUGAUCCCGCGCGCUGAGCGCCUGCACACGCUGCGGGCGGUGCACCAGCUAGAUAAGGACUCGGUGUUGGUGUGUCACGAGAAUGUAGUGGACAUAAUCUCAGUGCUACCGUUCGAGCGGCGUCGGACCAAACUGCCCUCGCGGAUACAGUUCGACUUCCAUAUUGAUAGCAUAUUGUGCCUGGCGGACUCAGUGCUGGCGUUCCACCGUCACGGCGUGCAGGGCCGCUCGCUGCGCUCCGCCGCCGUCACGCAGGAGAUCGCGGACACCUCGCGCGCCUACCGCCUGCUGGGGCACGACAAAGUGGUCGUGCUUGAGUCGCAUUUACUACAAAACAACACGCUCUCGGGCGAGGACGGUAACGACCUGUACAUACUGGCGGGCCACGAGGCUUCCUAC
Messenger RNA from Brenthis ino (lesser marbled fritillary), 3474 nucleotides. Lineage: Eukaryota; Metazoa; Arthropoda; Insecta; Lepidoptera; Nymphalidae. The record is from the annotation of a GenBank genome assembly.